GAAGGUCACGAGAACUGAAAAUGUUCCAAAAUACUUAUAGAACAAUGGAUUGCAAGACAGCUGUAUCUCCAAACUAAAUUGUCGCGAAAUCUCAUCGAGAUAGCUGCUUCAAAAAGAGAAUCUCUUCUCAGAGGAAAAGCUCGCGAUGGCUUCCAAAUAUUUAAUCAAAUAACUCGUGUAUUUUUAAUCUUAACGUAUUUCUGCAAAUUGUCACACAUGGGGUGAACGUCUCGUUUCCUAAAAAUGGAUGAGCAAGGUUGGUGAUGUGAUCGAUUAAAUGUCGAUAUCUCGAUAACGAGUGUUCAUUUAAUGUUAGAAGAGCACCUUAAGAAUUCACCUUUCGUAGCGUGGGUACAAUGUUUGUGUUAUUAAAAUUACUAUCUUAUUAUAUAUUACGGUUAUCAAGUAAAGUAAUGGGUUCCUUGUCAUCGGUGAUCUAUACUCCACAGAGUGGCGCAUUUAUCGCGACAACCGUGAAUAUUUCUGCUGUCUUGGAUGAUGCACAACAACGUCUGCAGGAGGAAGGUCUCGGCCACAAAACCGUCAAAAUUUCGAAAUUGUGAAUGGGUUUGACCGCGGCGUGGGCCCUUUGCGAUUGCAAUGGAACCGGCAGACAGUCGCAGAACAGCCUGGAGUGUCAAGUAUCGGCUAAGAAAGUCGUGUCGAAGUGCACACCAGCCCUAAAAGCCGUGAGGAAGUCGAAAUGCGGCCCUCGCCGCAUGCUGUUCGCCAUCCUUAUUAUACUGGUGGUGGCUUUCCUCGUUUACUCCGCGUUGUACGUAAAGCAAGGGGCGGUGGCGAUACGGGCGAGCCUGUCGAGACGACGUCAACCAGAACAGCAGGCUCCACCUCCGCCACCUCCAUCUCCAGAGAUCGUAGUCGAGGCUCCAGAACCCGAAGAAGUUGAACCGACGCAAGAAACGACUCCAGAGGAGGAUGAGAUCGUGGAGCAGUAAAUCUUGACGUCGAUUGUACAAGAAGUCUUCAUGCACUGGCUAGGAUUAUUCCUAGGAGUCUCGACGCGAGGAAGAGGAAAACUGAAGGUUUGAUCCCAGGUAACGAAUGUGCCAACCGUGCCACGCGGGAACGUAACGUAUGUACAUAAAUCCGUGUCCGAAACACUGAGCUGGAACUACAUUUUUCAUCCGCAACAUUAUUCGAAGCAAAGUUUCGUUGCAUUUCUCAGAGCAACGCCGAUUUCAUUCUUAGCAGUAACAGCUGCGAGGCGCCAGGAACGACAGCAUGGACCAUUCUUCGAUGAUCUACAUUUUAACCUUGCUGUUCGCUCGUUAACUGCUGAACAAUCGAAUGAAAUUAUUUGGAAACGUCGAAGUAAUCCUUGGAGUUGAUAACAACCUGAUAAUCGAAAUAUUCAUUAUUCAUUUUUAGACUGUUGGGGGGAAACCAAAUUAUCUAUCGAGUGAUUCAACCUUUAUGGAAAGGUUAGUGACUGUGACUCAGUCCUUUUAUAUUAGAUAAAUAAAUAAAAAUUGCAUAGAGAAGAAGUUUUACGAUUUGAAAUUGGUAAAGUGAAAUUCAACGUUUAUUAAUCGAA
Hylaeus volcanicus is the source of this 1555-nucleotide messenger RNA. RefSeq lists its product as uncharacterized. NCBI's taxonomy places the organism in Eukaryota, Metazoa, Arthropoda, Insecta, Hymenoptera, Colletidae. The transcript is spliced from 3 exons. The coding region runs from base 564 to 956 and encodes 130 amino acids. The record is from RefSeq and is a predicted model, not a curated record.